Molecule: messenger RNA, 1893 nt
Organism: Lynx canadensis (Canada lynx)
Lineage: Eukaryota; Metazoa; Chordata; Mammalia; Carnivora; Felidae
Gene: TLX1
Product: T cell leukemia homeobox 1
Exons: 3
Coding region: 1-1011 (336 amino acids)
Biological process (GO): regulation of transcription by RNA polymerase II; animal organ development
Cellular component (GO): nucleus
Molecular function (GO): DNA-binding transcription factor activity, RNA polymerase II-specific; RNA polymerase II cis-regulatory region sequence-specific DNA binding
Source: RefSeq, a predicted model, not a curated record
AUGGAGCACCUGGGUCCGCACCAUCUCCACCCCGGCCAUGCGGAGCCCAUCAGCUUCGGCAUCGACCAGAUCCUCAACAGCCCGGACCAAGGCGGCUGCAUGGGGCCCGCCUCGCGCCUCCAGGACGGAGAAUACGGCCUUGGCUGUUUGGUUGGAGGAGCCUACGCUUACGGCGGCGGGGGCCCCGCGGCCGGGGCGGGGGCCGGGGGCGCGGGGGCCUAUGGUGCCGGCGGCCCGAGCGGCCCUGGUGGCCCUACUAGCGGCGGCGGCGGCGGCGCCUGCAGCAUGGGCCCGCUGGCUGGCUCCUACAACGUGAACAUGGCCUUGGCGGGCGGCCCCGGUCCGGGAGGCGGCGGCGGCGGGGGCGGCGGCGGCGGCGGCGGCGGGGGGGCGCUGAGCGCUGCAGGGGUGAUCCGGGUGCCGGCUCAUAGGCCGCUAGCUGGAGCGGUGGCCCACCCCCAGCCUCUGGCUACCGGCUUGCCCACCGUUCCCUCCGUGCCUGCUGUGCCGGGUGUCAACAACCUCACCGGGCUCACCUUCCCCUGGAUGGAGAGUAACCGCAGAUACACAAAGGACAGGUUCACAGGUCACCCCUAUCAGAACCGGACGCCCCCCAAGAAGAAGAAGCCGCGCACGUCCUUCACGCGCCUGCAGAUCUGCGAGCUGGAGAAGCGCUUCCACCGGCAGAAGUACCUGGCCUCGGCCGAGCGCGCCGCCCUGGCCAAGGCGCUCAAAAUGACCGACGCGCAGGUCAAAACCUGGUUCCAGAACCGGCGGACGAAGUGGAGGCGGCAGACCGCGGAGGAGCGUGAGGCUGAGAGGCAGCAGGCGAACCGCAUUCUCCUGCAGCUGCAGCAAGAGGCCUUCCAGAAGAGUCUGGCGCAGCCCUUGCCCGCCGACCCGCUAUGCGUGCACAACUCUUCGCUCUUCGCCCUGCAGAAUCUGCAGCCGUGGUCUGACGACUCCACCAAGAUCACCAGCGUCACGUCCGUGGCGUCCGCCUGCGAGUGAGCCUGCCCGCUCUGCCCGGAGAGAGCCCGGGUCCAGCCGAGGGGUCGCGGAGGCUGAGAGCCGGGACUCUCUCCCACCCCCUCCUGCUUCAGACUGUGCGCGGGAGGGGAACGCGGUGCCCCCUGCGCUCGGCGGAGCUCCUGCCGACGCUGUUUUCUCUUUGGUGGGGGGGAAAAAAGCGCGGGAGACAGGGACACGCGACCUUGUUCCAGACGCCUAAGUGGUCCCGCGCCCCCCUGGAACUGUUCAGAGUCCUCUCGGUUUACGUCUAUUUUAUUUUAUUCUGAUUUUUAACGUGGGACUGAGAGAGGCAGAGGACGUUGGGGAAUAAGUUUCUGGGGUCCUCGGAGGACAGCAGGGGCUGUCAUUUGAACUUGCCCUGGGAAGAACUCCUCUGUAUUCCACUCCCCAUCACACGUGGACGCCCGCAGGCCCACACAGAGGCGAUUUCACGGUCUCUGGUGGUGUCACCCAGAGCCAAACACAGAGGACCUACGACAGAGUGUCAUGCACACGUAGGGCCAUCGCCUUCACACCCUUGACUCUCACUGUCAGGCAUAAGCUAGGGGUGACCCAGCUGCAUUGUGAACAGCAUGGCACUUCUCACAAACACGAGGCUACGGCCACACUGUGACACACUACCCCACACACGACAGCGUCACGGCCCUCCAGGCCCCCAUCACACAUCCUAGCCGCACCCAGGUACGCACAGGCAGGUUUUCACACAGACUCAGCCUGCUUCUCCAGAUCCUGUUCAUACGGGGAGCUUAAGUUAUGCACUUAUAAGGUGUUUUCUGUGUAACCAUUUUAUAAAGUGCUUGUGUAAUUUAUGUGAAAAAAUAAUAAAACCCUCCGGAUCCAGAGUCAGGGCUACCUGCUCCU